AAACCGAUGUGGUGAACCCAUACGAGCGAGCCGAUGUCCUGUGGAGCGAAAAUAUCCGUGAAAAUGGACCGACUCACGCUUUGAAGGGAUGAAAGAUCAUUUUUCUACUUAACCCUUUCUGCUCCGAGAUCCACCGAACAAUCGAGAAGAUGAUGCGCCAGGUGACCAGCAGUGACUUCUGCAUGAACAGCAGGCCGUCAUGCCUAGCAGAGGACGGCCACCAUCCCGCCUCCCACUUUGACCUGUGCACCUCGCAGUCCAACAAGUUCUACCCUCCUCCCCCGCCGCCAUCCCUCCAGAUGACGCUGGCUCCCAUGGCCUUACCCACCCAGAGCCACAAGCCCAUGGUGUGCCAGAGACAAGAAGUUCUUGGGGGCGACCUCCGCUCGCCUGGAAAAAUACCGGGAAUAAAAGGCACCGAUCAAGCGCCGGAUGACAGCAAGAAAAAGAACAAGGCUGUCGGGAAGACGGGCAGGCGUGGGAGGCCUUUGGGAACCACCAAGUUAGCCGGAUACAGAACCAGCACGGGGCGACCCCUCGGCACCACCAGAGCUGCUGGGUUCAAGACGAGCCCUGGAAGGCCACUCGGUACGACCAGAGCGGCAGGGUAUAAGGUCAGCCCUGGACGGCCUCCUGGCAGCAUCAAAGGCCUCUCUCGCCUCAACAAACUGGCUUACAGUAGCACCUGCAGCGGAGCGGCUUUCCCCUAUCCACUACCACACAAAGAAAUCCUCUGUGAACCUUCCUGCAAAGAGAAGACAGCUAAUGAGUAAAAGCUCUGCCCUGUUUCUACUUCACCCGUCAUCGCUGGAAUAAGAGACGCUUAUGCACAGGUUUCCUGCCACACACUGGGGCUGAUUGUAAACUUUCCCAGUCUGCUGUGACGCUGAGAGGAGGAGAUUUUCUAUUAUUCGUGUUGGUGUCAUUUGUGUGCCUGCCACCUGAUAUAAUUACUGUUAGUUUUUCAGUGCUACUGCUGGAGAUCUAUAGUGUAUGAAAGGUUUCACUACACAUUUGCUGUGUCUGUUUUCUCGGGAAAAAAAAAAAGCAAAACCAGAUGUUCUUUGAGGAGAAGGCUUUUAUCUAACAACUGUAGUGGUAGCUUAAUUUUUAGUGUGCUAUAUGUAGCAUUUUAACACCAACAAAUGAUGGAAACAUUCAUUUUAAUAAUCUUGUUUACUGUGUAAUUACUGUAAACAAAGGAGACCAUUGCUGAGAAGACUGAUAGUCACAUUUAUGUGAAAUCUGCCGAGCUGGUACAAAACAAGGACGAACUUUAAAUGUUUUCACACUACAGUUUUAUACAGCUAAUAUUGUUGGAUUUUCACUCUUGCUGUUUAAACAAACACACCAAACAAGAAAGAAAGGACAGAUGUGAAGGAGAAGGGUUGUAGGAAAUGGAAAUUCAGAGGAGUGCUUGGUAGGCAAGUGCUUUGCUCAGUGGUACUUCAGAGCUACACAAACAGAUAUUUCUCCACUCUUAACAGCACCCCAGAACUGAAACCUAAACCGAUCGAGCUCCACUCAGCUCCAGAAUUCACACUAAAAAAAACCACGACUCCUCCUAAAAACGUGUGACUCUCUAAACGUCACCUCACAAAAUGUCUACAUAUUAUUUGCAUGCAAGUGUCAUCGAAACAACCGACUCAAGUUGCAGAUUGUUGUGAGAAAUUAAUGCUGUUAUCCAAGUCUGAACUAAGGUUCUGUUUGUAAUGUAAUGUUUUUCACUAAAAGUACAUAGAAAAGGAAAAAAAAGCUCACUUCACCUCCCACUUUGCUUAUGGCCUGCUAAACGUUGGACUGGCGUGGACUGUGGUUGCCUUGUUGCUCCAUCAAACGGAGACGUUGUUAGUUUUCUAUAUUCUGCUUGGUACUGGAUCACUCUUCACGACAGUCAAAUCUGAGGUAGCUCACCUUGACCAUUAGAUAGUUUAACCGCCUACUUGCUUAUUCAUGGUUUCUUGACUCCCUGAUUUUGUCGACUCGUCCGGUGCUUGAAAACUGUUGAUUCUGGUCCGUGUUUCAGUGCAAAUACCAAAAUUACACAUUUUUACAAACAUUGUUUUUCUACAUAGCCUUUAUGCUUCUUUUUUAUCUACCUUAAAGCAACAAAAGAGGAACUUUCCCCAAACUAAACUGUCCAAAAUAAGCAAAAUAUUUAUUUAAAUCAGGACCUAUGUAAUUAGUUUAGUUUACUCCCAGGCUCAACGCUGUACUAGUUUUGCACUAAAACUUGAUUUUGUGGCUAUUAACAAAUUUGAACAAAAUGUGUGAUUAAUGUGUUAUAUUCCCAACUCCUACAGCAAUAUGAGGUGCAAUGUAAACAUUUAUGAGUGUCUUAUUGCAUCUAUACAGAGAGAGAAAGAGCAUACUGUUUCACUUUAAGAGGGACAUCUUGUAUCAUUGUCACAUUUUCAGUAAAGUCUGUCACCCGAAGAAUUUGCAUUAAACCACAAGAUACAAUUUUUUGGUGUAAACAAAGCUACAAUCUUGGCCAACAAUCAAAAUUCAAGUCUAAAUUAUACUAUAUUUUGCUUUAAUGUUACAUUCAUCACAUGACAAUAAGCAAAUAUAAUCGUAUCUGUGAUGAAUGUGUUGCUGAAAGCACUGAUGAUGAAUGACAGGACAGUUACACUGUAGUCAAAGCACGUAUUUACGAAAUGUCUUUAAAUUUGGUGUGAUAUUUGCCUGACAGACAUUUACCCAAAUAAGGAUACAAAUAGUUUUUUGGUAUCCCUGCUCACAGAUAAGAAAAUACUUAUAGGACACGUGUUUGAUUUGGAUUUUAAUGCUGAGAUGUAAACAAAUGAGACCAUCCCUGACCAGGCAGUCAGUCACUGCUGGCCUCUAUUGGGCUUUUUUUUUUUUUUUUCAACCACUGGUUUGUAUUUUGUGGGAAAUCUGCAGGCAGAGGGUGCUGUUCCUCUAGAGGAAAAGUCAGUUCCCCUACAAUAGUCUCCUUCAAGAAAUCUGAAGAGAAAAGAACUAAAAAAAAGCCACAUUUGUUGAAUCUGAUGAAGCUCUUACAACCAAAAUCAUAAGUGUGAGUGCGACUACAAAUCAUCUCAGUCAUGGUCUCAUUUGUUUACAGUGACCACACUAACAAUUUAUAUAAAUGUUUAAAUUUCUACAUUUAAAUGAACAAUAUUCUUUAUCCUUUUUUUUCUCUUAUUUUUAGCAGUGGCAUGAUCCAGUCAUGUCUAUUUUUUUAAUAUUGCUAUUUAUUAUUCUUUUUUUUCUUUUACACAGACAUGCUCGUGUAAACCCUGUAAAGCACUUGAAACUGUUGGCUGAGCUUUUAUGAGACGCUAAUGUGAAAUAAUUUAGUGCAAAUUUAGUUUCAUUGGUUUAAUAGUUGUUAUUUCACAACUUGCUCAGUAAAUACAGAUCACAUAUAGUCAAAUCUGAUUUUAAUCCAAAAUAACUAUUUGACUAUUUGUUCGAACCAUUUGGCAGAUGUACAAAUAUUCUCACAGCUAAUGAACAUCGGGUUGUUCCAUUAUUCACAUGAGGGGAAUUCGAGUCCAGAGAGUGGAGAAAUAGUGCAGCUUCACUGAGGUUUGACAAAAUUAAAAACGGUUAAAUCUGGUGCAAUAAUAUGUUGUAUGUAUUGUACUGUGGAAACUUUGAUACUAUCACUUUUUAUUAUCGUUGUAUUUUUAAACUUGUGUACAAGGCCUUUUAUCACUUGUUUUGUUGACGUGUGUAGUGCUAACAGAGAUAAUUGAAACGUCGCGUACAAACAUCCUUUUUCGCCCACCUUUACCAAAGAAUAUGAUCUUAUCUAACCAUAGAUGCUGUUUGAUUUAGAAAUACUCCAGCAUCUCACGACAUAACCUUAGCAUGAAAGUUACUGUGUACAAUGUAAAUGGAAAAAAAAAAUAACACUCGGAGUCCACUAUCCAACAAAAGCUAGUAUGAUUGCUUGGAUUAAAACCUUUACAUGGUUGCAUCUGAUGCUUUUCAUGGUUCAAAAGGCUUAAAAUGCCAGUUUCUUGACUGCAUUGUAAAUGAUUACACACUGAUGGUGUAAACUUCCUUCAUCGUUUUUACAUCCAUCUGUUUCUCUGCUUUGAAAGUACUGUCCUUUUUUUAAAAAAAAUAUAUGAUUCUUAUGUAGCCUUGUUUGAUAUUUAACUGAUGGAUUUGUUUAAGGCUGACAUGGUGCCUGGUUGUCGCACAUUCGGAAAUUUGUGAGAGUUAUUUUUCACACAGUGUUUGUGUUAGAAUGAAGUUGGAUUUGUAUGUUUGUUGCAAACCCUAAUAGGACAAAUGUGCUUGCUGUUAGCGAAAUAGUUCCCUUUUUUUCCCACAGCAGAUGUUUUGACACUGAAGGAAAAGUGGAAAGUAGCAAAACUAAUUAUGGCUGUUGCUCAAACUGCUGCCUGUCACACUGUUUGGGGCUAAUUUGGACGUUUGAAUCGAUGCCAAUUUUACUAGUAACUAGUAAUUCUACGACAAAUCAAAAUGUCUUCUGUGAAAAAGAUCUUUUGUCUUUCCUGCCCCAUCUUCUAGCCUCUGUUUACAAGCAUCUGACAUUUUUUAUUUACCGACCAGCUGAAACAUGUUUUUCCGUCUUCUAAGAUAACCGGUCUUAUACUGAUAAUUAUCUUGUCUUGCAGCAAACAAAAAAUUAUUGUUGUGUCAAAUUUCUGCUCCAAUGAGGUUUUAGAGUGUGCCAGACCCACAUGGGUUUGGCUUGUGGAAUACUGUGUUAAAUAAGUUAAAUGCCACAAUUAGAUGCAUCAUUCUUACCGAGCAUGUAGAUAUUCUUGUUGAGAAAAUGUAACCUGGGUCCAGACCUCUAAAUUUAGACCCUUGUGUCAAUUAUUUAGAGAUUAUAGCAAUAAAAUAGAAAAAGUUUACAUUACAAGAAGAUCAGUGGAUACAGAUGACCAAAGCAAAGGUCUAUGGUGGAUUCUAAAAUGGGAUCAAGUGGACAAAUUUUGCCCUCUUGUCCAUAAUUCUUAAUGGCCAGCCUGGUCAUAGGGCUGCGACUUUAAAUAGUUUGUGUUACUAUUCUUUUUUUCCUAUUAGAAAAGAAAACACAGAUUUGUGGUUUCAUUUUGCCUCCCAUAUUUGAGUUGAACAAAGUUCACGAUCUGGUACAGUAAUAGUAGAUGUUUAUUUGUAUUAUUAUAUGACAAGAAAUCCACAAGAACAUGUUUCAGCUCUGUAGAAAGACUGAUGAAAGAAACCCCACUCAGACAGGCUAGUUUGACCUCUAAAUACCAUCUGAUUAAACUGUUUAAAUGUACAUAUGAAGCCAAAAACAAUACUUUAAGGCUGAGAUUAGACAUGGAUGUGAUCAACUGUUGGACGUGGUUAGGAUUUAAGUAAGAGUUUAGGCAGGACUUCACAGCAUGACACUUUUUUGUCAUAUUAUCUCAGAUAUUUGACUUUCUCUUCUGUUAACUGAUAAAACAGUCCACUGACCUCAGAACAUCCCAAACUUCUUUGUACGUCUGUUUCACAGUGUAGCUUUCAGUUCUAAAAAUACUUUGCUAAAUGUAAGAACAAGGUGUUGGAACUUAUAGAAUAAAUACAACUUCUUAUCUAAAGUUAGCUCAAACUUCUACAGAGGACAUCACAGAAGGGAUGAAGAGUUCAGGGAUAAUUAUUACCUGAGGAGUAAUUACUGAAAUUAAAAUCAAUGCUCACCCAAAGCACACUUUCUAAUAGUUUACUGCCUUUUUUUUAUUAUUGUUUUUUAAGUGUUUUUUUUCUCUCAUCAUCUUCAGCAUUCAAACAACACAUGGUCUAUCGUCUGUAGAUGAUUUUAAAAAAAUAUAUUACCUCACAUUUUGGGUGUUUUUGAGAAGACGUGAAGCCCAGUUUCUCCUGAGGCAUGAUUGGCGAAGCCUGUAAAGCUUUGUACUAUUCCCAUUUUAUUCCUGCAUGAUUGUUGUGGAAUGUUCAAAAGUUGUGUAAUAAAUCUGAAAGUAACACA
Messenger RNA from Stegastes partitus (bicolor damselfish), 5950 nucleotides. It is a transcript of the gene cunh5orf24, whose product is annotated as chromosome unknown C5orf24 homolog. The transcript is spliced from 2 exons. The record is from RefSeq and is a predicted model, not a curated record. The coding region runs from base 150 to 773 and encodes 207 amino acids. Lineage: Eukaryota; Metazoa; Chordata; Actinopteri; Pomacentridae.